Molecule: messenger RNA, 2154 nt
Organism: Cucurbita pepo subsp. pepo (vegetable marrow)
Lineage: Eukaryota; Viridiplantae; Streptophyta; Magnoliopsida; Cucurbitales; Cucurbitaceae
Source: RefSeq, a predicted model, not a curated record
AAGGUAAAGUUUUGCCUUUUUUUUCCCCCCCACUCUCCCCUCCCCACUCUCUCCACUACCCACUCUCGCCUUUAUGCUUGCCGGGACCCGGUAAUCUUCCUCCCACCUCUUUCCGGUACUCCACCCCCGCCAUUUUUUCCGAUUUAGUACCCCCACACCUUCGAUUUCCCUGCCGAUUGAAUCUGGAAACCAUUUCCGGGCGCUUGCCCUGUUGAUUCCGAAGCUCAUGCUCGUUUAAUCGCUACAAGGAGUUCUUCAAUGGGUUCUUCUUCUUCAGUUUAAUUAAGAAAUCAAUCCCUUUUGUCUGAUGGGCUGAUUCGUUGGGCAUCUACAAUGUUUUUGCUUUUGUGUUCAUAACACUAAAAGUUCAGAACAAAACAAUCAUGUUAUUGGUCUUUGGUGCUAUAUAUAGCUGGAAAAGAUGACAAUAAAGUUGCAUAUAUGGAUAAUAUUUGUGAUCAUCCUGCAAAUAAGGUAGUGGCAUUGGCAUAUUUAAUAUGCUAUAGAGCAUUUUCCACAAACUCAGAAGAUUACGAUCGGGGAUUAUUUUGCUUACGUCGAUGCCCCCUGGAGGCUUAUGGAAUGAUGGACUGCUUUCAUACUGUAAGCUAUAGCUAUCCGAAUGGUAACAUGUGUCACAGAUUACUAUUGCUUGUCAUCUGCAUAUCCAGUUUUCAUGAUGGAGUUGUCUUAGCAACGGUGGUUCAGCGUCGUCUAGUUUUGUCUAUGCGAGAGCAGGCUCAGUCACCUAGUAGUGUGGUCUUCGAUCCCAUAGAGAUAUCACCUGCAGUUAUCCCACAAUACCCUUAUCCAAAUGAAUCUUUACCUCCAAUGUAUCCAACUUUUCCUACCAGAUACGAACCAGUUUUAACGGGGAGAUGCCCUGUAAAUUUUUCUGUUAUAUCAAAUGUUAUGGACAAAACAGCAUCAGAUUGUUCUCAGCCUAUGGCAGCACUUGUAGGAAAUGCUAUUUGCUGUCCACAGCUAAGUAGCCUGCUCCAUAUCUUCCAGGGUUUCUACGGCUUAACAUCCGAACAGUUGGUUCUGCAAGAGGCAGUUGCUAAUGAUUGUUUUUCAGAUAUCAUUAGUAUCUUAGCCAGCAGAGGAGCUAAUCAGACCAUACCCUCUCUUUGUUCCGUCAAAUCUUCAAAUCUCACUGGCGGGUCAUGUCCAGUGACAGACGUUGCGACAUUUGAAAAAUUAGUUAAUGUAAGCAAAUUAUUGGAUGCGUGUGAUACUGUUGAUCCUCUCAAGGAGUGUUGUAGACCAAUAUGUCAGCCUGCUAUCAUGGAGGCUGCACUUCAGAUAUCUGGAGGGCAAUUUUCUACUGAUACAAGUAGUAAUGUAGCAGCGCAGCCUAAUCAUAUGGACUCGAUAAAUGAUUGUAAAAGGGUCGUUUAUUCAUAUAUUUCCAGGAAACUGUCCUCAGAUGCUGCCAACACUGCAUUUCGAAUAUUAUCUUCCUGCAAAGUUAACAAAGCUUGCCCUUUGGACUUUGAGCAGCCUUCAGAAGUAAUUAAAGAUUGCCGCAAUGUUGCUGCUCCGAGUCCUUCGUGCUGCAAGUCAUUGAAUUCUUACAUUGCGGGGAUCCAAAAGCAGAUGUUAAUUACCAAUAAACAAGCUAUAAUCUGUGCAACAAUGUUCGGAUCCAUGUUGAGAAAAGGUGGGGUUAUGACGAAUGUUUAUGAGCUGUGUGAUGUCGACUUGAAAGAUUUCAGCAUUCAAGCCUAUGGACAGCAAGGAUGUCUUCUUCGGAGCCUGCCUUCAGAUCUGAUAUUUGACAAAUCAACAGGCUUUAGUUUCACUUGUGAUUUGACCGAUAACAUUGCAGCACCGUGGCCUUCAUCGUCCUCAAUUUCAUCGUUGUCUCUUUGUGCCCCUGAGAUGUCACUGCCUGCUCUACCAACAUCUGAGACUAAGAGAAACAAUGGUGGCCAGCGAGAGGAAGGAUUGGAUUUCCCAAUGCCCAUUUUUUUAUUUUUUAUUAUGGUCACUGCAUUUUUGUACUGAGUUAGAUUCUUAGAUGAGAUGAUGUUCUUUGGUGUUCUUCUUAUGUGGGAGUUGGGGGGUAAGCCAUCUUCGGGAAUUUCACAGUGGAUUUUUGUAUGUAUAUUUUCAGUCUCUGUAUAGUAGUAUCUCUUUUUUUUUUCUUUA